GGGUUCUUGAAAAAAAUUGGAUUUUUCAUCUGGAAUGCAAAUCUUGGUUAAAGACAUAAUCUGGGUUGUGUUUUUCUUGGUUCAAAAUCUGAUCUUUUUUGCUUCACAGUUUGGGAUUUCUUCUGAAGAACAGCCAUGCCUACUCUUGUUAAUUACAGUGGUGAUGAUGAGUUCUAUUCUGGCGGAUCGUUUUGUUCUGCAGAUUUGGGUCUCAUGUUGUCGUUGGGUCAUGCUGAUGUUUACUGUCCUCCUAGGAAGAGGGCACGCAUUAGUGGCCCGUUUGUUGUCAAAGACCGGUCAAAGGAUCCAUCUCUUGAAAUUCUUCCUGAUGAAUGCCUAUUUGAGAUCCUCAGACGAUUGCCCGGUGGCCGAGAAAGGGGUGCAGCAGCUUGUGUUUCUAAGCGCUGGCUUACAGUGUUGAGUAGCGUGAGGAACUCUGAAAUCUGCAGGAGCAAGAGCUAUAACAAUCUAAAUGACGCAAUAAUGAUCUCUAAAGAUGAAGAUCUUGAAGUUGAAUGUGAUGGAUACCUUACUAGGUGUGUGGAAGGGAAGAAAGCUACUGAUGUUAGACUUGCUGCAAUUGCAGUUGGGACGUCUACCCGUGGUGGACUAGGAAAGCUUUCUAUCCGAGGGAGUAACUCAGUUCGUGGUAUUACUAAUGUUGGUCUAUCUGCUAUUGCACAUGGGUGCCCUUCUCUUAGGGUCCUAUCAUUGUGGAAUGUUCCUUCUAUUGGGGAUGAAGGUCUCUUGGAGGUUGCAAGGGAAUGCCGUUCCUUAGAAAAGCUAGAUCUGAGCCACUGUCGCUCAAUCUCCAACAAGGGUCUUGUUGCAAUAGCAGAGAAUUGCCCGAGCUUGACUUCAUUGACCAUUGAAUCCUGUCCAAAGAUUGGAAACGAAGGCUUGCAAGCUAUUGGAAGAUGCUGCACCAAACUACAGUCCCUUACGAUUAAGGACUGCCCACUUGUCGGAGAUCAGGGAGUUGCUAGUCUUCUGUCAUCAGGUGCUUCAAUGUUAUCGAAAGUGAAACUACAUGGUCUAAACAUCACAGAUUUCUCGCUUGCUGUCAUUGGUCACUAUGGCAAGCUGAUUACCAGUCUUAAUCUUUGUUCACUUCGUAACGUGAGUCAGAAGGGGUUUUGGGUCAUGGGUAAUGCUCAAGGCCUCCAGUCUCUGGUUUCUUUGACAAUCACCUUAUGCCAGGGAGCCACAGAUGUCGGUCUUGAAGCAGUGGGAAAGGGAUGCCCAAAUCUCAAACAUAUGUGCAUUCGCAAGUGUUGCUUUGUUUCUGACGGUGGACUUGUUGCUUUCGCUAAAGAGGCUGGAUCUCUCGAGAGUUUAAUCUUGGAGGAGUGCAACAGAAUUACCCAAGUAGGUAUCCUUAAUGCAGUUUCAAACUGCAGGAAGUUAAAGUCUCUUUCCCUAGUGAAGUGCAUGGGAAUCAAGGAUCUAGCUCUACAAACUUCCAUGCUGUCUCCAUGUGAAUCUCUUCGGUCCUUGUCUAUCCGAAGCUGUCCAGGAUUCGGGAGCACUAGCUUAGCUAUGGUCGGUAAGCUCUGCCCCAAGCUGCAUCAAUUAGAUCUCAGUGGGCUUUGUGGAAUAACCGAUGCUGGUCUUCUCCCACUCUUGGAGAACUGUGAAGGACUUGUUAAGGUGAAUCUUAGCGACUGCCUGAACUUGACAGACCAAGUGGUGCUUUCAUUGGCUACACGACAUGGCGAGACCCUUGAAUUGUUGAAUCUCGAUGGAUGCAGGAAGGUUACCGACGCAAGUUUAGUGGCAAUUGCAGAUUAUUGCCCAUUACUUAUUGAUCUUGAUGUUUCUAAGUGUGCAAUAACUGAUUCUGGUGUAGCUGCUUUAUCCGGUGGAGUGCAAGUGAAUUUGCAGGUCCUUUCUUUAUCAGGUUGCUCCAUGGUAUCAAACAAGAGUGUCCCUUCUCUUAAAAAGUUGGGAGAGAAUCUACUGGGCUUGAAUCUCCAACAUUGCUCCGUUAGUUGCAGCUCAGUCGAGCUUCUUGUGGAGGAUUUGUGGAGGUGUGACAUCCUCUCCUAAACCAAAAGGGCACAAGGAAAUGCAUCAAAAUGGUCAAAAAGAAUAAGCAGAAAGCUAUAAUGGUUCAUUCAGCCUGGCAAUUACAGAAGCAAACAUGAGUGUUCUUUUUUUAGCCCGUAUAUUCGUGGCUAUCUAAUACUUCAGUGUCUCGGUUGUUUUCCAGGAGGCUAUGGCAUCACUUUUUUCCUCCAUUUUUUGCAGGCUUCGUCAAAUCGAAGCCUGUUUCAUCCAUUUUUGGAGACAACUCCAUCAUGCCAUGGUUUCCUGAGAAUACAGUCACCUAGUUCUGAGAUUAAAAUUUUCACUCAUGUUGCUCCUCGAAAGAAUCAGGCCGUUUGAAUCAUUCAGCUACAACAUCGACAGACAAUAUCUAUUGCGCAUUUGCCUCCUUGGUGCUUAGCUACAUUGCAGAAAUCAGACAGUAGUUCUGUAGUUUUUCAUGUUCAAGAGUCUUUAGUGUUUCAUUGUAAGUAUUCUAUUGUGUCUUUUAGACUUUAGCUGCUUUGAGCAAAUUUCUGUUGUUGUGGUGCCUGUUAUUCCAGGGGCUUGGCCAUUACAACCUUACCUAGGUUGUUUUUUUUAACCAGUCCCUUGUUUUUUGAUAGGAUUAUCAAUGUCCUAUUUAUUACCAGGUUCCACAUAUUCAGAUUUGUACUCUUGCAACUAUGUUUUAUAUAUA
Solanum verrucosum is the source of this 2728-nucleotide messenger RNA. RefSeq names its product EIN3-binding F-box protein 1-like. Gene Ontology annotation, biological process: SCF-dependent proteasomal ubiquitin-dependent protein catabolic process. NCBI's taxonomy places the organism in Eukaryota, Viridiplantae, Streptophyta, Magnoliopsida, Solanales, Solanaceae. Gene Ontology annotation, cellular component: SCF ubiquitin ligase complex. The coding region runs from base 136 to 2049 and encodes 637 amino acids. The record is from RefSeq and is a predicted model, not a curated record. Gene Ontology annotation, molecular function: protein binding. The transcript is spliced from 2 exons.